UAGUUCGGGAAGCAUACGAGGGCAUGGGUAACGAAAAUAUCUUUGUGGUCCACACGAUUCAUCGCAUCUCUUUCUCUUGGCGGAUUCGAUUCUUGAUAUAUCCGCUCCGUCCUCAUUCCCACUCCACCCGCCUCGACCCUCCUCAUCUCUCUCUCUCUCUAUCUCACGCGCGCCCCGCCCUUCCCAUUCGUUCUCCUUCUCCUCUCGGUAUGGAGGUCGCGUUCUCCGCCAAGCCCCACACCCCCAUCUUCUACGUUCCCCUCCCCUUCCCCCACUCGAUCUCCAACCGGCUGGAGUUUCUUAGACGUGGCAGCCAUUCUCGGCCUUCCUCCGGCCUCCGACCCCUCAAGAGGAGCAAGAAAUCAGAGUUAAAGAUCCAUCCCUCCAGAUGCCUCUACGAUGAUUUUUCAUACGAAGAAUCCGUUAUUGCAGUUGCCGCAGUGGCCGCGGCUUUCACUGCUUCCCAGUUAAUGCACACGAAGAAGAGGAGCGAAUCCCUUCACUUUUCAGGUCUAAAAGUUUGUGAUACUUUCUUCUUCAAACCCUGCAAGGAUGAUGCUGCUAUUAGGAGAAAAGCAGAUGCUUCAAGAGAGUUUAUAAUCAGUCGACAUAAUCAAUUUGUAUAUGAGGGAAAAAAUAAAACUUUUGAGAUGCCUCAGGAAUUGCAUCUAGAGAAAGGUAUGCACUCUACUAUUUCAGACAGGAAGCAGCAUAAUGCUGUCAAAAAAGGUAUUGGUCCUUGUCACACUGUAUCCACCAGCUGUAAUAAUUCCUCCCCUUCUGGGGUUAAUUGCCAAGAAACUUCUGUUUGUGGCAAAGAGGAAGAGCUUGACUUAAGAUCAAUAUCACGCUUUAGAAGCUUGAUCGCAGAGCCACUUCAAUUUAUUCUUCUCCCUAACAAUAGUUUACAUGGUCAGUCUUCAUAUGACCUGAAGGUUCAGAAUGUCCUUGCAAAAAGCUAUUAUUUUACAGACAAUACAAAAAUACAAUCACCUCGUGCACGCUUUAAGGAUGCUUCAGAAAGAGAAGAAAAAGUACUGAACAAAAUGAAUGGACAUACUCAAGAUAUGACAAAAAAACUGAGGCGUGAAAGGAAUGAUUCACUCUUGUCUAGGUUCCCUCAGUUGAAUGGGAACUUAGAGAAAAGUACAAAUGGUUUUUCACAAUGGUUAAGAACCUACAAUCAUCUCUUGAGAGCUGGCAGGCUCAAAGAAUGCAUUGACUUGUUGGAGAACACAGAAAGAAUGGGAUUGUUGGAUAUGAACAAGGUCAUUGAAAACUGGCAGUAUUAUGUAGUUCUUUUGUUUAAUUGGUUCAAGUUUCAAAAUACUGAUUGCUGUUCCUUAUCUUUUCAGGUCCAUCAUAUGAGUUUUCUAAAUGCUUGUAAGAGUCAGAAGGCUGUUAAAGAAGCUUUUCAGUUUUGCAAGUUAAUCCAAAACCCGAUGAUGAGCACUUUUAAUACGCUUUUAUCUGUCUGUGCUAACUCACAAGACUAUGAAGGAGCUGUCCAAGUUAUGCUUCUGAUCAAGGAGGCUGCACUUAAACCGGAUUGUAAACUUUACACUACACUGAUAUCAACCUGUGCGAAAAGUGGAAAAGUUGAUGCUAUGUUUGAAGUUUUCCAUGAAAUGGUAAAUUCUGGAAUAGAGCCUAAUGUCAACACAUAUGGGGCACUUAUUGAUGGUUGUGCAAGGGCAGGACAAGUGGCUAAAGCUUUUGGGGCCUAUGGGAUUAUGAGAUCUAAGAAAGUGCAGCCUGAUCGAGUUGUAUUUAAUGCCCUGAUAACUGCAUGUGGUGAGUCAGGAGCAGUUGAUCGUGCCUUUGAUGUUUUAUCAGAAAUGAGAGCUGAGCCCAAACCAAUAGAUCCUGAUCAUGUUACUAUUGGUGCUCUGAUCAAGGCAUGCACUAAAGCUGAUCAGGUUGAUCGAACUCGUGAAGUAUAUAAAAUGCUUCAAGAGUAUAACAUAACAGGCACUCCAGAAGUUUAUACUAUUGCUGUCAGAAGUUGUAGUCAGAUAGGUGAUUUGGAAUUUGGUCUUGGAAUUUAUGAUGAUAUGAAAAGAAAUGGUGUGAGACCUGAUGAGAUGUUCCUUAGCACUCUAAUUGAUGUUGCUGGGCAUGCGGGGAAGGUAGAUGCUGCCUUCAAAAUCUUGCAAGAUGCAAAGGCUGAUGGAAUAAAAGUUGGGACAAUGUCAUAUAGCUCUUUGAUGGGAGCUUGUUGCAAUGCUAAAAAUUGGAAUAAAGCUCUCGAAUUAUAUGAGGAAAUAAAGACAUUAAGAUUACUUCCAACAGUUUCUUUGCUAAAUGCUUUGAUCACAUCCUUAUGUGAUGCUGACCAAUUACUGAAGUGUGUUGAAGUUCUUGACAAAAUUAAAAAGAUGGGGGUACAACCAAAUGAAAUUACAUAUUCUGUGUUAAUAGUUGCAUGUGAAAGAAAUGGUGAAGCAGAAUUGGCAUUUACACUCUUUGGAGAAGCUAAAAGGGAUUACAUUCUACCAAAUCUUAUCAUGUGCUGUUGUUUGACUGGAUUAUGCUUGUACAGUUUCAAGAAGGCUUAUUCACUUGGUGAACCCAUUGUGAAUUUCAACUCUGGUAGACCACAAAUUGAUAGCAAAUGGACUUCACUAGCAAUAAUGGUCUACCGUGAAACUAUUCAAGCUGGGGUUAUUCCUACAAUUGAAGUGUUUUCACAAGUGCUUGGAUGUCUGCAGUUUCCACGUGAUUGUUCACUAAGGAAUAAAUUUAUUGAGAACCUUGGAUCACAUUUUGAUGCAUCCAAAUUUGCAAAUGUGAGCACAUUGCUGGAUGGUUUUGGAGAAUAUGAUAUUCGUUCUUUUUCCAUACUCGAGGAGGCUACUUCAUUGGGUCUAAUUCCACGUGUAUCAAUGAAAGACAAUCCACUUAUUGUCGAUGCAAGGAAAUUGCAGAUACAUACUGUUGAGGUUUAUCUCUUGAUGAUUUUGAAAGGUUUGAAGCAUCGUCUUGCAGCUGGUGCAAGGCUUCCAAAUAUAACUAUUUUGUUACCUACAGAAAAAACCCAAAUAGAAAUUCUGAAAGAGGAGAGAUCCAUUCGCCUUGCUGGAAGGGUCGGACAGGCAGUUGGUUCGUUGUUGAGAAGAUUGGGCCUUCCCUAUCAAGGAGAUGAAUCAUAUGGCAAACUUAGAAUCAAUGGUCUUGCUUUGAGAAGGUGGUUUCAACCAAAGGUUACUUCUUCAUCUUUUCCAGGAAAACCUGCAGAUAUGAUUUCAACAACUGCACGCCUAGCAAAAGGGAUUGCUAAACAGCAGCGAGAUAUCAGGAUCAGCCAAAAUUUGUCGCUCGAAUAACCAUGCUCCACCUUUCGUGGUGUCUGCACUUAAAUUUGGGUUUGGCGAGAUGAAUUAGAAAAUCUUCCAGCCUGCAUUAUGAUCGCUGAUGCAGAAGUAAUGCUUUCAACUUGGUUAUUGUCAUUUCAGAGGUAGAACAAUACAAAGUGUAGUAUUGGUUGAACAGUCAAAAAGUGUUGUCAGCUUCUGUUAUCUAUCUAUUAAGGCGAAGGUGUCAUUUGCCGAUUGAAAAAUGAAAGACACAUGAUUUAAGUCGUUUGUUCGACUUCCAUGCACAUCCAAGAGUUAUACGCUUGAGGCAUCAAAUUUGAAGCAUGAUGGAUUCAAAGAUGUUUAACAACAUGUUCGACAUAUUUACAGAGCUGGUGAUUUACAUGUUAGAGAGCAUUUGGGAUCGGGCUUUAAAUUCUUGUUGCCAAAGAAAUAAAGAUAAUUCUGCUAAAGGUUCUUGUUAUUGUUUAUCAAUGGCAAUGGGACAGUAAAAAGUUCGGUUGUCUUAUGUUAAUUGUAAGUCUCUGUAUUGUUGUGAAAGCACAAGUUAAAGUUGUGGUGCA
This is a messenger RNA of Zingiber officinale, 3880 nucleotides long. Its product is annotated as pentatricopeptide repeat-containing protein MRL1, chloroplastic-like. The record is from RefSeq and is a predicted model, not a curated record. The transcript has 18 exons. Lineage: Eukaryota; Viridiplantae; Streptophyta; Magnoliopsida; Zingiberales; Zingiberaceae. Bases 24 to 3326 code for a protein of 1100 amino acids. Gene Ontology annotation, molecular function: protein binding.